Thamnophis elegans (Western terrestrial garter snake) is the source of this 747-nucleotide messenger RNA. Its product is annotated as netrin-3-like. The transcript has 4 exons. The coding region runs from base 242 to 598 and encodes 118 amino acids. NCBI's taxonomy places the organism in Eukaryota, Metazoa, Chordata, Lepidosauria, Squamata, Natricidae. The record is from RefSeq and is a predicted model, not a curated record. Gene Ontology annotation, molecular function: protein binding.
CCAUCCGGUCGGCGCAGCUGGAAAAACCUGCAAUCAAACCACCGGGCAGUGUCCGUGCAAAGAUGGUGUCACCGGCUUAACAUGUAAUCGUUGUGCCAAAGGCUUCCAACAGAGUCGCUCGCCUGUAGCUCCCUGCAUUAAAAUCCCUGUUGUCAACCCAACAUCGGUGGUUACCAGCACUGAGGAACCAACAGAUUGUGACUCCUACUGCAAGCCAGCCAAGGGCAAUUACAAAAUCAACAUGAAAAAGUACUGCAAGAAAGACUAUGUUGUCCAAGUCAAUGUCUUAGACAUGGAGACGGUAGCCAACUGGGCCAAGUUCACCGUCAACAUCCUCUCGGUCUACAAGUGUCGGGACGAACGUGUGAAACGGGGCGAUAACUUCUUAUGGAUCCACAUGAAAGACCUGGCUUGCAAAUGUCCCAAGAUCCAAAUUAGCAAGAAGUACUUAGUUAUGGGGAUCAGUGAAAACCCCAGUGACCGGCCAGGACUAAUGGCCGACAAGAACAGCUUGGUGAUCCAAUGGCGGGACGCCUGGACUCGGCGCCUCCGGAAACUGCAGAGGCGGGAGAAAAGGGGGAAGUGUUUGAAACCGUGAUUGGUUCGAGCCCAUGUCUGUUAUAUGCACACCUCCUUCCCCUUGUGCCUGUGGGUUGCCUGGGCACUCCGCUCCACAGACUCUUCCGAAAGACUCUGUACAUAUACAUAACCUAUGAAUGGGUGGAUGCACCUCUGUAUAGUGUAUAU